UGUCAGCUGCUCCGAGCGAUCAAAGCGGGUAAAGCAUUCCGAGUUCUGGCAUAGCACGUGCCAGAAAUAGACAGUAAUUUCCCUUGUGUUGAAUGCUAUGCGGGGGGUGCAACGACAUUCAGACUUUGUGGAUGCACAGGCUUAUACCCUCAGUCAGUUUAAAAGUAUCGUCGAUCGUAGGCGUGUUCUCUGUUCUCCUAAAAAUUGCUAUAAGAGUUGAACAUUAGAAAUGAUUAAAUUGUAAAUAAAAAUUUUAAAUUAAAUUGUAAACAUAUUUAAAUCUUUGAAUACGUAUAUUACUGUCCUUUUUUACUUAUUAAAUUUUUUUACUUAUAUUUGUAUUAAAGAUAAUUUAUAAACUAGUUUUUCUUCUUGUUUAUAGACAAAUUUAAUAAAAUUUAUUGUAAUAAAAUAUUAUUUUUUUAUUGUGCUUAGGCAGUGAAUAUAGUUUAUUGUGUACCGGAUUUAUGUUUCUCAUUUUAAUUACUACAAUAAGACAAUUAUUUGAAGAAAUAUUAUUUUUGAGUGUAAGUGGACAAUUGUGUUAAAAAUUAUUGGAGGAAGUGAAAGAAAAGAGAAAGCAGACGGGCAUUUAAAUAUUAAGUGGAGGGACCAUAAUAAAGAGCGUUGGAGAGAUCAUAAACGAGACAUUUUAACGAAAGUUGUAAUUGAGUGUACAAGGACAGGCAUUAAGUUAAUUGUCUGCAGCACGAAAUCAUAGGCAUGCACGGAAUCAGGAUGUCAUCCUCUGGUACGCAUGGCGCAGGCGGUGUUGGUUGCUGCUGUUUUAGAUGUUGCACGUGUAUACACGUGGAAUUCUUAAAAUCUCUGCCAGGAAUUAUGAAAGUUUGCGAAACGAUAAUUAGUGGAUUAAUUCAAAGUUUGCUCAUUAAUUAUGGCUUAAGAUACAGUUCAUCCAUUGGAUCAGCUUUCGAAGGGUCAUUGACCACAGCAUCCGCGUGUUUUCUGAUUUCCGCUCUAUUACUCCUUUGUUAUAUAAUUUCCGAAAAAAGUUACAAGUUAAUUCGAUCGUCACUUUUGGAGAUGAUGUUCAAUUCUUUAGCCUGCUUCCUGUAUUUAAGCUCAGCAUCUUAUUUAGCUUUUGCAACUAAAUUAUUUCUGAUGGCCGAGUAUUAUCUGAAACCCGGCUUCGACGUUUAUCCUGCCAUGACAGCCGCUUAUAUUCUAAGUGGCGUCGUGGGAGUAUUGCACGGAGCAGAUGCUUAUUUGUCCUUUGUGCAUUACAAAACCGGAAGAUGAAUUACGAUAAUCACGGGAAUGCCAGCUGUAUAAUUCUGCAAUGAUACGUGGCAAUUGUAUAAAUGCCUACACAUUAUGACAAUUAAUUGUAACACACGGAUCUCCUCGAAAAAGAAUUGAGUGCUAGAUUGGACAUCGACUUUACUGACUUUAUUGAUAAUAUAAUUAAAUAUUAUUAAUAAUUAUAAUAUAUGUAAUAAAAUAUAUAAUUAUUAAUAAUAUUAUUUAACUUAAUUAUUAGUAGAAUUAUUACACUGACCCAUCGGUAAUAUCAUUAAAUUAUUCAUAUAUUUAUAUAACAGAUUAAUAAUUUGACAUUGCACAUAUUAUUACUUUUUUUUCAUAAAUUAUUCUGCAUGACGAAAUUGUAGUUAAACGUGAUGAAUCGGAAUAAAAUCAAUUUUACGGAUUACGAUUUUACGGAUUUGUAAUCGUAACAUCCAUUUACAAUAUUGCUUAUCAAUUUGAGGCGUAUCUGACGUGUUUACUGAAUCAAUAUUCCGUUGAAACUUGGUGCGUCAUAGUGCUGUCGCAUAUGCCUAACAAAAUGGAUAGCAUUUAAAAAAUAAUCGAUGAUUCAUCUUGAGACUUAUUCAGUUUCAUUACGUUAAUGCGUAUGUGAUAUGAAAUAAACAUCGGUAAGAAAUAUUAGGAGAGCAUUCAAUUGCCGCUUUGACGUCAUAUUGCCAAAUAUUAACGAGCUGCAGUCUCAAAAGAAUUAAAUCUGAAAUUAUUAACGAUUUGGAUACAUCGGACUUUAAAUAAUAUCUUAUUACUCGGUACUGGUAUUAUAGCGUUUAUUAUAAUAGAAAUUAUAUAUAAAUAAGUCUUUUCAAGAAUUUUCGCGUAUACCCAGAAAUAUUAUUAAUAUUUCCGUUGGGAAUUUAUACAAUUUACAUUUAUAUAAAUGCAGACAAUCAAAUAUGUUUAUAUUUAUUUAUCGUUAUGAUUUACGAUUGAGAGAAGUAAAACUUCAGGAAUUUAAUGUAAUUAUUUUCAAAAUAUUUACAAAUACUUCCAAAAUA
Molecule: messenger RNA, 2285 nt
Organism: Wasmannia auropunctata (little fire ant)
Lineage: Eukaryota; Metazoa; Arthropoda; Insecta; Hymenoptera; Formicidae
Gene: sing
Exons: 5
Coding region: 724-1260 (178 amino acids)
Cellular component (GO): membrane
Source: RefSeq, a predicted model, not a curated record